AUGUGUUUUGCCCUCAUCCCGUUUGCUGGAUAUGUGAUGAUUGCGCCAAACUGGCUGUUGGUGUCCAUGAUCGGCUGUCUAGACUCCAUCUGCACAGAGCUGCCCAUUGCCAUCUUCCCCCUGCUGGCGCCAGACUUCCUGUCGGUGGCCGUCCUCGUCGCUGCCAAGCCUUUGGCACAGGCUUUAACCGCCCCGUUCAGUGUGAGGUAUGUACGCUGCCAUGAGCUGUACUUCACGCAGAUUGGCUUAGCUCUUCAAAUCAGUGGGCUGCUGCUUCAGGCCUUGAUGCCCAGUUUCCUCUUCUUCUGCCUCUCCCGAGCUCUCCAAGGGAUGGCAUCAGCGCUGCUGAUACAGGCGAGCCCUCGUACCACAAGCCGUUUCGAGGCUGCUCAGAGCGGUAUAGCUGUCAAAUUUAUCUAUGCAGGUUUGGUCUGCGGAACGCCCUUCGGUGCUCUUGCAUUUUCUCUGGAGCCCUUCCUGCCAUUCUUGUGGCUGGCUUUAGCAGAGCUCGUUCUUCUGAUUGCGAUCUGGCUCAGUUGGUAUAAUCUGGACGAGGAGGAGGCAGCAAAACCAGACCUGGCAACUUUCCUCAGCGUUGUCUCCGACCCCGUGACUUUGCGGCCAAUAUUGCUGGUAUCCCUACUGCUUAUGUUUACGGGAGCACUCCAGACGAUAUCUCCGCGGAUGCUUCAAGAGGAAUACAAUUUCUCUGUGGUGAUGUCCGGUAUGGCGUGGAUGUUUCAGACGUGGCCCUCGGUGUUUUUAGUCUUUGCGUUGGGGCCGGUGGCGCGCUUCAUCGGAUUCCGUCUGCUGAUGGUUAGCGGGCUGGUGGUCGCAGGUAUGGCUGCCAUGCUCGCAAAAGAAGGAUCACUGGGCGUUCUGAUCCUCGAGCUCUUCUUCUCAGGCGUUGCUGCUGGCUGUACGAACAGCGUGGUGCCGAGGAUGCUUGAGGACGUGAGCGGAAGGAGAUACGGGGACGAAGAGAAGGUCUUCAGUAUCAUGAACAUGUUUCAGCAGAUCGGGUAUGUCCUGGGCCCUCUGCUUGGCGCAACAAUGAUGACUUACUUCGGCUUUCAGGCCAUGUGCCGUGUGUUCGGCGUGGGACUGAUCUCCUACGCUCUGUUCCACACUAUCGAGUGA
Symbiodinium pilosum is the source of this 1140-nucleotide messenger RNA. The record is from the annotation of a GenBank genome assembly. Lineage: Eukaryota; Dinophyceae; Suessiales; Symbiodiniaceae.